CAUGCUCAGGUGAGCUCAUCUUCUUCAUCUUUGAAUGAAAUUGGAUUUGGGGUAUUCCAUACUUACGUUUAUAAUAAAAAUGGCGUUGGCAUCCUGUUCACCUUCACUUGUCAUGCCACCCCCAACCCUCCAUUUCCAACCCACCUCAGAUCCUCCAUACAAACUUCUCCAAAACCACCCGUCUCUCACUCUUCUCUCCACUUGCAAGAGCUUUCAAAACCUCAAGCAAAUCCACUCCCAAAUCAUUAAGACUGGUCUCCACAAUACCCAAUUCGCCUUAAGCAAGCUCAUUGAGUUUUGUGCCAUUUCUCCAUUUGGCAACCUUUCCUAUGCUCUGUUACUAUUUGAGUCCAUUGAGCAGCCCAAUCAGUUCAUUUGGAACACCAUGAUUCGUGGGAACUCAUUGAGCUCCUCCCCAGUGGGUGCCAUAGAUUUCUAUGUUCGUAUGCUUUUGUGUGGGGUUGAACCCAAUUCUUAUACUUUUCCUUUCCUGUUGAAGUCUUGUGCAAAAGUUGGAGCUACCCAAGAAGGGAAACAGAUCCAUGGCCAUGUUUUGAAGCUUGGACUUGAGUCUGAUCCCUUUGUGCAUACUUCACUCAUUAAUAUGUAUGCCCAGAAUGGUGAAUUGGGCUAUGCUGAAUUGGUUUUCAGUAAGAGUUCUCUUCGGGAUGCGGUUUCUUUUACUGCCCUGAUCACGGGUUAUACUUUGCGGGGUUGUUUGGAUGAUGCAAGACGGCUUUUUGAAGAAAUUCCAGUGAGAGAUGCAGUGUCUUGGAAUGCUAUGAUUGCUGGGUAUGCCCAAAGUGGUCGAUUUGAAGAGGCAUUGGCGUUCUUUCAAGAGAUGAAAAGAGCCAAUGUUGCACCAAAUGAGAGCACAAUGGUAACUGUCCUUUCAGCUUGUGCUCAGUCUGGUUCUCUUGAAUUGGGCAAUUGGGUUCGGUCUUGGAUUGAAGACCAUGGACUUGGUUCGAAUCUUCGUCUUGUUAACGCUCUUAUUGACAUGUACUCAAAGUGUGGUGAUUUGGACAAAGCUAGGGAUUUGUUUGAGGGGAUAUGUGAAAAGGAUAUAAUCUCCUGGAAUGUUAUGAUAGGUGGUUAUUCUCAUAUGAACAGCUAUAAAGAGGCCUUGGCUCUCUUUCGGAAAAUGCAGCAAUCAAAUGUAGAGCCUAAUGAUGUCACUUUCGUAAACAUUCUUCCUGCUUGUGCUUACUUGGGUGCUCUUGAUCUUGGUAAAUGGAUUCAUGCUUAUAUAGACAAAAAAUUUGUAGGUUUAACCAAUACCUCCCUUUGGACGAGUCUCAUCGAUAUGUAUGCAAAAUGUGGAAAUAUAGAGGCUGCAAAACAAGUCUUUGCUGGUAUGAAACCUAAAAGCUUGGGUUCUUGGAAUGCAAUGAUAUCAGGACUAGCUAUGCAUGGGCAUGCAAAUAUGGCCCUUGAGCUUUUCAGACAAAUGAGAGAUGAAGGAUUUGAACCAGAUGAUAUCACUUUUGUUGGGGUUUUAUCAGCUUGCAGCCAUGCUGGUUUGGUAGAACUCGGUCGUCAAUGUUUUAGCUCAAUGGUUGAAGAUUAUGACAUUUCACCAAAACUGCAACACUAUGGCUGUAUGAUAGAUCUACUAGGCCGAGCAGGGCUAUUUGAUGAAGCAGAAGCCCUGAUGAAGAACAUGGAGAUGAAGCCAGAUGGUGCUAUAUGGGGUUCUCUACUUGGAGCUUGCAGGGUCCAUGGAAAUGUAGAGUUGGGGGAAUUUGCUGCUAAACACCUUUUUGAAUUAGAGCCUGAAAACCCUGGGGCGUAUGUGCUUUUAUCAAACAUUUAUGCAACCGCUGGUAGAUGGGAUGAUGUAGCAAGAAUAAGAACCAAGCUGAACGAUAAGGGGAUGAAGAAGGUCCCUGGAUGUAGCUCAAUUGAGGUGGAUAGUGUUGUUCACGAGUUUCUUGUUGGUGACAAAGUACAUGAACAGAGCCAAGACAUAUAUAAGAUGUUGGAUGAAAUAGAUCAGCUUUUGGAGAAAGCCGGGCAUGUGCCUGAUACAUCUGAGGUGCUCUAUGACAUGGAUGAGGAGUGGAAAGAAGGGUCCUUGAGUCAUCAUAGUGAGAAGUUGGCCAUUGCCUUUGGGCUGAUUAGUACAAAGCCAGAGACUACUAUCAGGAUAGUGAAGAAUCUUCGUGUAUGUGGAAAUUGUCAUUCAGCAAUAAAGCUGAUAAGCAAGAUAUUCAACAGAGAGAUUAUUGCUAGAGAUCGGAACCGUUUUCACCAUUUCAAAGAUGGUUCUUGUUCAUGUAUGGACUAUUGGUGAAACUUGGUUGCUUACAGAAGGAAUAAUAACUUCCCAGACUAUUUUCUAGAGAAAUCCAAUCAUAUGGAUUGAUCAAGAAAAGGUGCAUCACAACAAAGAGAAAGCAACAGUGAAGCUUAAUCCUUGGGUAACAGUUGGAUGAUGGAAAGAUCGCAAAAUUCUGAGUGGAAUGAGCUUGUGCAGCUUGCUGCUUAGUAGUUUGAGAUGAUUGUUGCAGUCAUCCUUGAGACAUGGUCUUACUGUGAAAGACUUGGAGGUAGACUCUGGAGCUACCAGGCACAUGAGGCCACUGCUAAUGGUUGGUGGGGUGAGAGUUUCUUCCCAAAUCUUGGAUGAACACCAUGAGCCAGAUAUUUCGUCCAAACCUAGUCAGUUCCUACUUGAAAAACAAACUGAGAUAUUACUGGAAAGGUUUUCUGUGAUUAGGGGUUUUCAUGGAUGUAGCAGAUAUUAAAACACAACUUUCUAUUUUGGUUACUUGAUUAGCUUCAUGUGAUGCGCAACAUGGUAGAUUGGGAUAUGUAAAUUUUCCUAAUAUCAAGAAAAUGAAAGAAACUGAUCUGAUGCCUAA
Molecule: messenger RNA, 2867 nt
Organism: Vitis riparia (riverbank grape)
Lineage: Eukaryota; Viridiplantae; Streptophyta; Magnoliopsida; Vitales; Vitaceae
Product: pentatricopeptide repeat-containing protein At1g08070, chloroplastic
Exons: 1
Coding region: 35-2296 (753 amino acids)
Biological process (GO): RNA modification
Molecular function (GO): zinc ion binding; protein binding; RNA binding
Source: RefSeq, a predicted model, not a curated record